AUGUCUUCUACCGUCUGCCAUGGCAUGCACAACGGCAUCAUCCAGAACAUCCAAGCCGACCUCGCCUGCGGCGUCACCAACUCCACCCACCCCCAUGUAACCUGCUGCGUCAACGGCGACUACUGUCUCAGCAACUCCAUCUGCGUCAACACCCACCUAGCCGACAACAAGGAUUACUAUUAUGCAGCCGACUGCACGGAUGAGACCCUCAUGGAUCCGGCCUGCGGGACGCGAUGCGGCGGCCGCAACAAUGCGCGCAUCACCUACACAGAAGCAGGCCUCUGGGCAUGCUGCGAGAACUCUUCUGGGACGGUGAACUGCUCCAACCCGUCGGACGAGAUGUGGGCCGGCCCUGCGCCGACGAAGCUCGCGACCAUCCAGUACCUUCCGUCCACAGCCUCCGGCACGCCCACCUACGCGGUCGCAACGGCCACCUCCACCGUCACAUCGGCCACCAGUACAGCAGAAGCAUCGGCGCAAUCGCAUACGGGAAGCUCAUCGGGCCUUGGGGCCGGGGCGGCCGCUGGGAUUGGGGUGGGGACGGCGGCGGGGGUGAUUGCCGUCGCCGCGGUUGUUGCGUUUCUGUGCUUGCGGAGGCGGAGGUCAGUUUCGCCGGAUGGCGUGCACGGGUAUAAUGGGCUUCACAAUGAGGGGUGGACGCCGCAGCCGACGGAAAUGCAGGCGCGGCCGAUUUAUGAGCUUGCGCGGGAGGGGCCACAUGUUGAGCUGGAUGCGCAGCAGCCCAAGUCGGUAUAG
Aspergillus aculeatus ATCC 16872 is the source of this 756-nucleotide messenger RNA. RefSeq lists its product as uncharacterized. Bases 1 to 756 code for a protein of 251 amino acids. The transcript is spliced from 2 exons. NCBI's taxonomy places the organism in Eukaryota, Fungi, Ascomycota, Eurotiomycetes, Eurotiales, Aspergillaceae. The record is from RefSeq and is a predicted model, not a curated record.